This is a messenger RNA of Scaptodrosophila lebanonensis, 821 nucleotides long. Its product is annotated as trypsin alpha-like. Bases 18 to 770 code for a protein of 250 amino acids. Gene Ontology annotation, biological process: proteolysis. NCBI's taxonomy places the organism in Eukaryota, Metazoa, Arthropoda, Insecta, Diptera, Drosophilidae. Gene Ontology annotation, molecular function: serine-type endopeptidase activity. The record is from RefSeq and is a predicted model, not a curated record. The transcript has a single exon.
UUACUCAAAAUAUUGACAUGUUUACCAUUAAGGGCUUUCUACUGCUCUCGGCUGUUGUCCUGUUGGACGCUCAUCAUUUGCCGACUAACUUGCAUGUAGAUAAUCGCAUAAUAGGCGGCAAUGAUACGACGAUUGAGGCGGCACCGUGGCAGAUCUCCCUGCAGAAACAAGGCUGGCAUAUCUGCGGUGGUUCCAUCUACAGCAAGAACAUCAUUGUGACCGCGGCUCAUUGUGUUCAAGGAGAAAGUCCAGAUGUGUUGACAGUGCGCGUUGGUGCCACAAACAACAAAAACGAUGGAAAGGUUAUCAGGGUUCGAAACUAUAUUGAACACGAGCAGCAUAAUCAACCAAAAUUUGCAAACGAUAUUGCGGUAAUACGCCUAGUGGACGAUAUAAUCUUCAGUGCCUCAGCUCAACCCAUUGAACUGGCCAGAAAAGCGCCGGCAGAUGAUGCCAGUGCUCGCGUUACUGGUUGGGGAUUUACUAAUGGCGGCAUACUGCCAGACAUUUUGCAGAGCGUGGAUGUGAGGAUCGUGAGCAAGCAGAGCUGCCAGCAAAUUUUUGGUGGUCAAGUCACAGGUACUAUGAUUUGUGCUGGAAGGCCAGGAGAAACCGUGUGCAGUGGCGACUCUGGUGGCCCACUGGUGGUGAACGGUGAGCUUGUUGGCGUCGUCUCUUGGGCUGCCGGGGAUUGUUCAACUGUGGGUGUUUUCGCCGAUGUUGCUGACCUGCGGAAUUGGAUUGAAGAGAAGGCUAACAGUCUAAGCUAACUUGGAAUUGGAUAUUGAAUGAAUCUAUGACUUAACCAAACACUUAACAAA